Messenger RNA from Mizuhopecten yessoensis (Yesso scallop), 2596 nucleotides. Its product is annotated as retinol dehydrogenase 14-like. The transcript is spliced from 7 exons. Lineage: Eukaryota; Metazoa; Mollusca; Bivalvia; Pectinida; Pectinidae. Bases 98 to 1063 code for a protein of 321 amino acids. The record is from RefSeq and is a predicted model, not a curated record.
UUGGACCACAUGUAAACAAUGUGUUGAUAACUUGAUAGGGCUAGCAUAUUUCUGUUUCUGCUCUGUUUGUCUAAGAUAUCUGAAAUAGCGCAUCGGUAUGUGGUGGGUGUGGUGGUGGCUGUUGGCAGUGGUAGGGAUCGUGGCAGUGGUUAUAAAGAUUUACAUGGAGAUGAUUAAGGGAAAGUGUACGAGUAAGGCUGACCUCACAGGCAAGACUGCCAUAGUCACUGGAGCUAACUCUGGUAUUGGGUUUGCCACAGCUGAAGACUUUGCUCGCCGAAACUGUCGGGUGAUCAUGGCGUGUAGAAGCCUGGAAAGAGGUGAAAAUGCAUGCACAAAGAUAAUCGAGAAAACAGGAAACAUCAAUGUUGUUGUCCGAAAGCUAGACCUCGGAUAUAUGGCAAGUGUGAGAGAGUUUGUGGAUAAAAUCUUGAAAGAAGAACCUCGUCUUGACAUCCUCAUCAACAAUGCUGCAGCUGCAGGAACAAAACGAAAAAUUACAUCGGAGGCCCUGGAAUACACACUAGCCACCAACCACCUCGGACCAUUCUUAUUGACUAAUCUACUUUUGGAUCUGCUGAAAAAGAGCGGCCCAGGUCGAAUUGUUAUGGUUUCCUCUCUAGUCAAUAUUAUGGGAAAGAUAAACUUCAAUGAUAUGACUUGGAUCAGGAAGUUUGAGACAGGAGAGCCGUAUUUCGAUACAAAAUUCGCAAACAUCUUGUUUACAAAGGAGCUGAGUAGAAGACUUCAAGAUUCAGAGGUUGUCAUUAACUGUCUACAUCCAGGCACUGUACGGACAUCGCUUCUCCGUCAUGUUCCACAACCGUUUAAAAUAUUAAUAGACUUGCUUGGCAUGGUCUAUUUCAAGAGUCAGGAAGAAGGAGCUCAAACGACCAUCCACUGUGCAGUCUGUGAUGCAACUAAGGGCGUUUCUGGUUGUUAUUUCAUCGACUGCAAAGUGCAAGAUCAUUCUUGGUAUAUUAACAAGAAGGCUUAUGAUGAAGGUUUGGCCAAAAAGCUCUGGGAAGUCAGCGAACAAAUGACUGGGCUAACAACAUCAUGAUGUAAACAUAUACUUAUUCCAUAUUGUAGGGUAUAUAUAAAGCUAUAUGUCGGAGCUAGACGAAAAGGGUAGUCUCGAGCUGGACUAGUGGUUCUAAAACCUACUAGCCUGUGAAUUGUUUUACAAAAAAUCUUAUCAUAAGUUUUACUCUUUAGAGGAAUUUUCACAAAAUUUCUUAGGAGAAUCUUAGGUGACAAAUUAAGUGAAACUUAUCGAUAACUUGCAUGGCCCCUCUCUUAAGAGUAAAAAAAAAUUGUAAGUGUAAAUAUUGAUAAAAAUUAAACGGUUGGAUAAAAACAACAAACUGGCUGCUGCGUUUAUUAUAUUAUCGCAAACAAAAAUCUUAAGAAUUGUCUAAGAAAUAUUUUUGCAUUUACGAAUACUUUCGUGAAACUGACUCAAAAUCUUACAACAGUUAGUAAGAAUUUUUGUGAAAAGAUUCAUUGAUGGACUAGUCAGACUCAAUAGACUUUCAUGUGGUCUAUGAAAAUAAUUUUGUGCUAAUAUUGAGUUCCUUCAUUGACAGCAUUGGUAUAUCUCAUCAAUCACGGCAUUCUUAAUACACAAUAUUAUGAAUAGUAAUUAUCAGUACUAGUCAUAUUCUAAAUGGUUUACUUUUUUCACCCUUCAAAUGCACUGUUGCAAAAAAUGGGGUUGUUAUAAUGUCAAUAAGUUCAAAUGGACAGAAUUUACUGUAUACCGGGAAAUUUCUCCCCAGUUCAACUUUCGCCCUUCGCCCUUGAAACCAAUUUUCGCCCAGUGUUAGUUUGGCCCUUCACAUUGAAUUACUACAUGUGUGCUAUGUUGUUUACUUAUAUUUCUGUAGUGAUAGAUUUACCCUCAUUACGAAGGGUGAAAAACUAGGUGAAAGUCAACUGUAUAAAAAAUGUCCCGAUAAACAGUAUUAUUUAUGUCAUUGCUAUAAAAUGGCCUUCAGAUGUCAAUGUGUGAAAAUAUGUAUAACUGUUGAUAAACAGGAAUUCCACAGAAAAUCUGAAGUUACCUCUAAACUAUGGUAAAUGUGUUUCUUUGGAUGAAUUUUCAAGAAAACAUGCAUUGUAUUUCUCAAUAUCUAUUGAUAGGACAGAGGUUAAUCUCGAACGUCUUUUAUGGUCAGUAUAUCAUAUGUUAGAAUUUUUAACAUCUGGCUUUUUUUCAUGUUGAAUACAUAUUAAGUAAGUUUAGUAACAUGUUAAAUCCAUAAAACUGUUUUUAAACUUGGAAGUUGAUUUUGAAUUCCUAACACUUAAUCAGAUCAGAUGUGUUCACUGAUGACAAAAUGAUUAAUGGCAGACUAAACCUGUUUUAAUUUUGUUAUUUUUGGUGUUUUUUCUAUUUUUGUUGUGAUGUUGUGAUGUGUUAUUUGGUGUUGGUCCCUGCUUUGGUCUGUGAUACAUUUUUUCACUGCUUUACCAUGAACAGGCAUUAUAAUUUAUUCAGUUUUAUUUUGUCUUCAAUUUUUACAAGGUACUUACUAUGUUCAUGUAGGGAAUGCAUCCAGGAAUUCCAGUUGAUGCACAUCCUAAUUAAAAU